CCUCAGCCAGGCUUAGCUGCUGACAGCUGCUUGGGCCUCUGCCGCCAGAUCUCCGGUCUCGGUGACUCCCAAGCCACAACCCCUCCAAUGGCCCAGAAAGAAGAAGCCGCUGCGGCCGCCGCGCCUGCCUCCCAGAAUGGGGAGGGGGGCGAGGAUCUGGACAACCUAGACGACCCUGAGAAGCUGAAAGAGCUGAUCGAGCUGCCACCCUUUGAGAUUGUCACAGGGGAGCGGCUGCCUGUCAACUUCUUCAAGUUCCAGUUCCGGAAUGUGGAGUACAGUUCCGGACGGAACAAGACCUUCCUCUGCUACGUGGUCGAGGUGCAGGGCAAGGGAGGCCAAGUUCAAGCAACCCGGGGCUACCUGGAAGAUGAGCACGCGGCCGCCCACGCCGAAGAAGCCUUCUUCAACACCAUCCUGCCGGCCUUCGACCCGGCCCUGCGGUACAACGUCACCUGGUACGUGUCGUCCAGCCCCUGUGCGGCCUGCGCCGACCGCAUCAUCAGAACCCUGGGCAAGACCAAGAACCUGCGCCUGCUCAUCCUGGUGGGGCGGCUCUUCAUGUGGGAAGAGCCUGAGAUCCAGGCUGCGCUGAAGAAGCUGAGGGAGGCUGGCUGCAGGCUGCGCAUCAUGAAGCCGCAGGACUUCGAGUACGUCUGGCAGAACUUUGUGGAGCAGGAAGAGGGAGAAGCCAAGGCCUUUGAGCCCUGGGAGGACAUUCAGGAGAACUUCCUCUACUACGAGGAGAAGCUAGCCGACAUCCUCAAGUAGGCGGCAGGGCUCGGCCUCACGUCUGCCUGCUGCCACAGCAGUGACACGUAUGGCCAUCCCGAACAUGUCUGUCUUGGAGCUGGACACACGAUGCCAAUCGAUUCUACUGGACAAGGCCCUCAGAAGACUCAAAAUAUACUUCUCACAGUGUAAUUCA
Messenger RNA from Lepus europaeus (European hare), 928 nucleotides. RefSeq names its product apolipoprotein B mRNA editing enzyme catalytic subunit 2 (gene APOBEC2). Gene Ontology annotation, molecular function: cytidine deaminase activity; RNA binding. The transcript is spliced from 3 exons. The coding region runs from base 88 to 771 and encodes 227 amino acids. Gene Ontology annotation, cellular component: nucleus; cytoplasm. The record is from RefSeq and is a predicted model, not a curated record. NCBI's taxonomy places the organism in Eukaryota, Metazoa, Chordata, Mammalia, Lagomorpha, Leporidae. Gene Ontology annotation, biological process: cytidine to uridine editing.